Morone saxatilis (striped sea-bass) is the source of this 5073-nucleotide messenger RNA. Its product is annotated as probable phospholipid-transporting ATPase IIA. The record is from RefSeq and is a predicted model, not a curated record. Lineage: Eukaryota; Metazoa; Chordata; Actinopteri; Moronidae. Gene Ontology annotation, molecular function: magnesium ion binding; ATPase-coupled intramembrane lipid carrier activity; ATP hydrolysis activity. Gene Ontology annotation, biological process: retrograde vesicle-mediated transport, Golgi to endoplasmic reticulum; phospholipid translocation; endocytosis. Gene Ontology annotation, cellular component: trans-Golgi network; plasma membrane; endosome.
AGCUGCUGACUGUUGAACCGUCCUUGUCUGAGUGACAGCCGGGGAAGCCUCCGCCCAGAACCCGCUACAGCCAGGCGGACGGACUCCCUACCGCUUCCACCGGCUACCAGGAGCUGCAGGAAUGACCGACAAUAUCCCCUUACAACCCGUGAGACGACAGAAGCGACACGACAGUAAACACAGAAAUGGGUGCUGCCCGUGGUCGAGAUGCUGUGGCAUGGGCGACUUCCGUCCCCGCACCGUGUGGCUCGGCCACCCAGAAAAGAGGGAGCAGAGGUACCCCAGGAAUGUCAUUAACAACCAGAAGUACAACUUCUUCACCUUCCUGCCUAUGGUGCUGUUCAAUCAGUUCAAGUACUUCUUCAACUUGUACUUUUUGCUUUUGGCCUGCUCUCAAUUUGUCAAUGAGCUACGCUUAGGUGCACUCUACACCUACUGGGUCCCUUUGGGUCUUGUUUUGAUUAUUACCAUCAUGAGAGAGGCCAUUGAAGAAAUAAGAUGCUACCUUCGAGACAAAGAAGUCAACUCUCAGAUUUACAGCAAGCUUUCAACAAGAGGCACAGUGAAGGUUAAAAGCAGCGGUAUUCAAGUUGGAGAUCUUAUAAUCGUGGAAAAGAACCAGCGUGUUCCUGCUGACAUGAUCUUUUUAAGGACCUCUGAAAGAAAUGGCUCCUGUUUCCUGCGGACUGACCAGCUGGAUGGAGAGACAGACUGGAAACUACGCCUCCCAGUGGCCUGCACGCAGAGGCUGCCGACUGCCGCUGAUCUUCUACAAAUCAGAUCAUAUGUGUACGCCGAAGAACCAAAUAUUGAUAUCCAUAAUUUUAUUGGAACUUUCACCAGGGAAGAUGGAGACCCUCCAGUUAAUGAAAGUCUCAGCAUUGAGAACACCCUGUGGGCCAGCACCGUUGUUGCCUCCGGCACAGUGGUGGGGGUUGUGAUUUACACAGGCAGGGAGCUGCGCAGUGUCAUGAACACCUCCAACCCAAGGCACAAGGUGGGUUUGUUUGACUUGGAAGUGAACUGUUUGACUAAGAUCCUGUUCGGGGCCCUGGUGGUGGUGUCACUGGUCAUGGUGGCCCUCCAGCACUUUGCAGGCCGUUGGUAUCUCCAGAUCUUUCGCUUCCUGUUGCUCUUCUCUCACAUUGUGCCCAUUAGUCUGCGUGUCAAUCUGGAUAUGGGAAAGAUGGUUUUCAGCUGGAUGAUUAAGAAAGACUCCAAGAUCCCUGGGACGAUGGUGAGGGCUAGCACCAUACCUGAACAGCUUGGACGCAUCUCUUACCUGCUGACAGACAAAACAGGUACUCUUACUCAAAAUGAAAUGGUGUUCAGGCGGCUCCAUCUUGGAACUGUGGCAUAUGGGAUGGACUCAAUGGAUGAAGUACAGAGCCAUGUGUUCAGUGCCUACACACAGCCCACACAUGACCUUCCAGCCUCCAGGGCUCCAGCAGCCACUAAGGUCCGCAAGACAAUCAGCAGUAGAGUUCACGAGGCUGUGAAGGCCAUUGCCCUGGUGCACAACGUGACACCAGUAUACGAGUCCAACGGUGUGACAGACCAGGCAGAGGCUGAGCAGCAUUAUGAAGACACAUGCAGAGUCUACCAGGCUUCCAGCCCAGAUGAGGUGUCGCUGGUGCAGUGGACUGAGAGUGUUGGUCUGACAUUGGUGGGAAGAGACCAGUCUUCCAUGCAGCUACGGACCCCUACUGGCCAAAUACUGAACUUCACCAUCCUGCAGAUAUUCCCCUUCACCUAUGAGAGCAAGAGGAUGGGCAUCAUAGUGCGAGACGAAUCUACAGGAGAGAUCACUUUCUACAUGAAGGGUGCUGAUGUGGUGAUGGCAGGCAUCGUCCAGUAUAAUGACUGGCUGGAAGAAGAGUGUGGAAACAUGGCGAGGGAAGGCCUCCGGGUCCUUGUGGUCUCCAAGAAGUCCCUGACAGAGGAGCAGUAUCAAGAUUUUGAGGCACGCUACGUCCAGGCCAAGCUCAGCGUCCAUGACCGCUCUCUGAAGGUGGCCACAGUGAUUGAGAGUCUGGAGAUGGAGAUGGAGCUGCUGUGUCUGACUGGGGUGGAGGACCAGCUCCAGACUGAUGUCAGGCCCACCCUAGAGAUCCUCCGUAAUGCAGGCAUCAAGGUUUGGAUGCUGACAGGAGACAAGCUUGAAACGGCCACAUGCACCGCUAAGAACGCCCAUUUGAUCACCCGCAACCAGGACAUCCAUAUCUUCAGACCCGUGACAACACGAGGGGAAGCCCACCUGGAGCUCAACGCUUUCAGAAGAAAACACGACUGUGCGCUGGUGAUAUCUGGGGAUUCACUUGAGGUUUGUCUGAAAUACUAUGAGUAUGAGUUCAUGGAGCUUGCGUGUCAGUGUCCCGCUGUGGUUUGCUGUCGGUGUACCCCCACUCAGAAGGCUCAGAUAGUCCGGCUGCUGCAAGAGCGCACAGGCAAACUCACCUGCGCUGUGGGGGAUGGAGGAAACGAUGUCAGCAUGAUCCAGGAAGCCGACUGUGGCGUGGGAGUGGAGGGAAAAGCUGUCUUCUCCUCUGUUUUCUACUUUGCUUCAGUCCCACUCUACCAAGGAUUUCUGACUAUUGGCUAUUCCACCAUCUACACCAUGUUCCCUGUCUUCUCCCUGGUGUUGGACAAAGAUGUGAAGUCAGAGGUUGCCAUGUUAUACCCAGAAUUGUACAAAGAUCUCUUGAAGGGUCGACCACUAUCUUUCAAGACAUUUCUAAUAUGGGUCUUAAUAAGUAUCUAUCAAGGGAGCAUCAUCAUGUACGGGGCACUGCUGCUCUUCGAGUCAGAGUUCGUCCAUAUCGUUGCCAUUUCCUUCACCUCUCUCAUCCUGACUGAGCUGCUGAUGGUGGCGCUCACCAUUCAAACGUGGCACUGGCUCAUGAUAGUCGGCGAGCUCCUGAGCUUGGCCUGCUACGUCGCCUCACUCGUCUUCCUGCACGAGUUCAUAGACGUAUACUUCAUCACCACAGUAUCAUUCCUGUGGAAGGUGACUGCCAUCACGCUGGUGAGCUGUCUGCCGCUUUACAUCCUCAAGUACCUCCGCAGACGUUUCUCCCCGCCGAGCUACUCCAAGCUGACCUCUUAAAGACUGAGAGGAACCUCCGGCCUCGUAAACGAAAAGGCGUCCGUGUCUUCAUCCAGCAGAGCCCGUGCUUAGACCAGAGAAUCAAACAUUGGAUUCAUCCCCUUUAAUUUGUGAGUUCCACCUGGAAAUGAGUGACAGACAAUUCUGUCAGGGACAGGUCGUUUACUGAGAGAAAGAGUUUGGGUUUAAAAGCAGUGUUUCUUGCUACACGUGUUUGAUGCAAAGACUAACUGAUGAUUUCUGCAGUAAAUUUGAGUUCAUUUAACAGACUUAUUUAUUGUCAGCUGUCGUCUCAGAAUUAUGAAUAAAAAAGAGUCCUGAACAGAAAUGUUCAGGACUCUUAUAUAUAUAUAGGUUUUUUUUUUAUGUCAAAACUCACAUCAAGGAAAGUAACUGGAAAAGUUGGAUGUCUCACUCUUCUGUAGAUGUGUCAUUUGGGCUGGAAACUAAUUUUCUCUAAUUUCCAGUUCUUAAAUAGUAAAGUCAGUUUUAUUGUUAGACACUGAAAUUGACGUAGCAUUCUCACUCAGGACUUGAUUCACACUCUCCUUAAACAUCAAAUUCUAAAUGGAGUUUGAGAAUUAUACGGUUAAAAAAAAAAAAAAAAGUUUACUGGCUAGACUUUGCAUAAAACACACGUCUGCAAGUUUGUGUAUUUGUUUAUGCGUCACCGCGAUGCUACAGCCCUGACACGGCGGAGGUGGUGUGGUUGUUUAUUUUAGCAUGACCCGUGGUGUCUGAUGUUAAAUCUGUCUUUGUCUCUUUGUACGGACCCUGAGUUGUUAGUGUUUGUGGAGCGCGGUGAAAACAGCCACAGAGGAGUGUUGGUUAUUUGCAGCCGAAAACCUUCCGCUGGGGCUCCCAACUGGCUGUGUGUCCACAGGGGAAUGUCGCAGCCUCUCAUGUGGCUGCUCAGCAGGCCAGCACCGGCCACGCUUCAGCAUUGCAUGAUGACUCACUGUAACAGUGACCUAAAGCCAUAACUGAAAAUACCCUGGUGAACGGCGUCCAGCUGCCCCCUUUCAUGUCGUCUAAUCCAGGGCCCCAUCACUUACUACUAACCUCCGCAGUUCAGCUGUGAAAGAAAAAAGGGAUCAAAUCACCUCUCUUCAGUCAGAUACAGUGUGAAUAUUGUCAAUAAGUAUUACUACUGCACAUUGAAAGAAAAAAACUGAUAUGACACUACACUCCUUAUAUUUCAUUUCAUUAGUGGCGUGAAGGUGGAGAUACUGUAAAUAAUUAGCAACUAACAGAAUAACAUGGCCGCACUGUCACUUAUUUCAAAUGAAUUCAAACGUCGUUUCAGUUCAGUUCAGUACUUUUUCUCAUGUGACUCGAUGAAUGUUGAUGUGUCAAACAGAGCAUCCAGGGUGCCAUAAACUAAUCAUUUCAAAAAAUAUGUUUAACUAAACUUUUAAUCCCCGCUGGAUUCAGCAAGCUUUUUGCACAGUUUUGUUUUGUACAACUGAUUGUUAUAUUUUUAUGUUGUAAUAGAAUUGCAAAAACAGAAAUGAUGCUAAAAUGAUUUGGUUGCUUGUAAAUAACCUGUUUUUUUUAUUUAUUAACAUGUUUUAUUUAAUGGUGUUGAUUGCACUCAAAUGAGCAGAACAAAAAGGGAGAAUUGUGUUGAUGUCAAUGUUGUGCUGAUGAUUAAUAAAUCUCAUGUUUUCUUUUCUUGUGCCAUUGUUUCUUCCACUUGACAAUUUAAAAAGGCUUCAUGUCCGGACAGCCUGGGGUUAAUUUAUGCUUUUAUUAUUAUAAAUCUCAGGAAAAGAUCAGAUGUGUGGGGCGCCCGGAUAGCUCACCUGGUAGAGCUGACACCCCCCAAGCACCAAGGCUGAGUCCUUGCUGCAGCAUCCAUGGGUUCAACUGAUAUAUGGCCCUUUGCUGUGUGUCAUCUGCUCUCUCUCUCUCCCCUUUCCUGUCACUCUUUAACUGUCACUGUUGAUUAAAAGCAAAAAAAUAUA